Trichogramma pretiosum is the source of this 3492-nucleotide messenger RNA. Its product is annotated as ankyrin-1-like. The transcript is spliced from 2 exons. The coding region runs from base 1 to 3492 and encodes 1163 amino acids. Gene Ontology annotation, molecular function: protein binding. Lineage: Eukaryota; Metazoa; Arthropoda; Insecta; Hymenoptera; Trichogrammatidae. The record is from RefSeq and is a predicted model, not a curated record.
AUGUCCAAAAACGAAUCCGAGAUAAGCUAUAAUAGUAGAAAAUAUUUAGAAGUGUACGGGAGCUUGUCGAAAAAUGUCACGUGGGAGAUUCAAGAGGAUCGACGUGAAUUUCUUCAUCAACUCGUUGCCGUCAUCAACAAUUGGAAAGGCGAACUUCCAAAUCUUCUAGACUUCUUCCAGAAAGAAGCGAUUAAUUGGCUUUUGUUGGAAUCCGUCACAGGCGCAGAUGAAGACGCAGAUGAAGACGCAGAUGAAGACGCUGGAGAGACACCAGGAAAACGAUUCAUAGAUUUUGUGGCUCGCAGCGGCUACAAGGAAGAGCCCGACACAGAUAAAGACGGCAAGCCACUGCUGAAUCGCACGACACCAAUUCAUCAUGCUGCACAAAAGUAUCGUUGUUACACCGUAAUCUCUGCUCUAUUUCAAAUUUACGACAAAUUCAACGUAAAUUAUAUCGACGAAGAUGGAUUAUCACAUCUUCACGUGGCCUGCUGGUAUGGUCUCGACACCGUCGUCGAAAAAUUUCUUGAACUCGGGCAAGAUCCCAACGGUUUCUCUCAAGAUAUGGCAGCGAGAUAUCCUGACUCGCCGCUAUACCUGGCUUUAUACAGAAGCCACGAGACGGUAGCCGAAUUGCUGCUGAGACGCGGCGGGGAUCCAAAUUUGCGCAACAAAGAUGGAGAGGCCCCAUUGCACGCCAUUUGCCAUCGAUUCACCGACGGCGACGACGCUGAGUCAUUGAAGAAAUUUUUCGCCAUUAACGACGAAGUCGGUAACACGGUCCAGGUCAACGUUCAGGACAUGCACGGUUUCACACCGUUGCUCUUGGCUGCGUUAAGCGGCAUAAAAAAUGCACUUGAACUGUUGCUGAGAAAAGGCGCGGAUCCUAAUGUAGCCAACGAGAGAGGAUUCACCCCUGCGCACAUCGUUAGCACAAUUGACUGUGUGGAGACAUUCUUCAAAGUCAACGACGAGAGAAAUCAGACGAUCCAGAUCAAUGCUCAGAUCGUCGAGGGUUACACACCAUUGCACUUACACUUGAAACUGAUGAGUAUCAAUGAAAAGGCAGUCCAGGUCGAUGAUCAAGACAAUGAAGAGCCACCAUUGCAAGUGAUUUUGGAUAUGAUGAAUGGCUGGAAAAAGUCAGUCGAACUGCUGUUGAGGCGGGGCGCUGAUCCGAACUUGGUCAACGAAAGCGGAGAGACUUGUUUGUAUAUUAUUUGCCGUAACAACGACGACGAUAACGAGAUGGCAAAGAUGUUUUUUGAGAUCUGCGACGAAAUACAUCAGACGGUCCAGGUCGACGCUCGCAACAAUGAGGGUCAGACACCAUUGCACGCGUCAAUCUCCAAAGGCAACAUAAACUUGGUAGAAAUUUUGCUAAGAAGGGGCGCUUGUCCAAAUUUAGCCGAUAAUAUGAAACUUACUCCUUUGCACGCAAUAUGCGAGAGAGAAAACGGCGACGAUGGCUUGCUGAAGAGAUUUUUCGAGAUCAACGACGAAUUAAAUCAGCUGGUGGAGGUCGACGCUCUGGAUGACGAGGGUUGUACACCAUUGCUCGUGGCAAUAGACAAAGGCAACAUAAAAUUGGUAGAAAUUUUGUUAAGAAGGGGCGCUCGUCCCAAUUUAUCUGAUAAUAACGAAGCUACUCCUUUACACGCAAUAUGCGAAAGUAAAAACGGCGACGAAGGCUUGCUGAAGAGAUUUUUCGAGAUCAACGACGAAUUAUAUCAGCUGGAGAAGAUCGAGGCCGAGAACGAGGAGGGCUCGACGCCGCUACACUUGGCUCUGUGCAAGAAACUCAACGAAUUGCUGUUGAAAAGACAAAAGGCCGAUCCAAACUUAGCCAACGCAGAGGGCCGUACUCCUCUGCACGUUAUAUGUCAGAGAGAAGACGACAAUGUUGACUUGGUGAAGAUGUUAUUCGAGAUGGGUGACAAAUUCAAUAAGCCGAUCCAGAUCGACGCCCGGGACAAAUUCGGCUGCACACCAUUGCACUUGGCUUUGAAUGGCGGCCACGAACAAAUAGCCGAAUGGCUGCUGAGAAGAGGAGCGGAUCUGGAUCUAGCCAACGCGGAAGGAUCGACAUCGUUGCACUUGAUUAGCGCGGGAAAUAUGGACUGCGCUGACUUUUUGCAGACGUUUUUCGAGAUCAGCGACGAGCAAAGGCGGCCGGUCGAGGUGGACGCACGCGACAACGAAGGAAAAACGCCGCUCCACCAUGCCAUAAGUCACAGACACAAGAAGGUGUUUGAAUUACUGUUGAGAAGAGACGCCGAUCCAAAUCUGGCCGAUAACGUUGGAUCGACGGCUCUGCACACGAUUUGCGUAUUCGCCGACGAUAGCGACUGGGCCAAGAUGUUGUUCGAAAUCAGCGAGGAAAAGAAUCGGGCGGUGCAGAUCGAUGUUCAGUGCGAGCGCAACUUCACACCGCUGCACCAUGCACUGGUCGAAGCAGAAUUCAGGGCAGUGGCAGAAUUGCUUCUAAGAAAGGGAGCCGCUACGAAUUUAGUCGAUUGGGAGGGAUUGACUCCUCUGCACACGGUUUGCAAGUUCGCCGACGACGAGGACCGCGUGAGGAUGUUGGUCGAGAUCGGCAACGAGGAAAACAAGCCGGUAGAGGUCGACACCCGGGACAGGUUGGGCCGGACGCCGCUACACCUGGCGCUGGCCCGAGGCAACGGUCAGGUGGUCAAGUAUCUGCUGAAAUUAGGCGCCGAUCCCAACUCGGCGGACGAGAACGGAUUCUCACCGUUGCACGUCAUCAUCGAGCAUCGUGACGAGGACCAUCAAUUGUUGAAGCUGUUCUUCGACGCCUGCAAUGAGGUCGAUCGGCCGGUGCAGGUCGACGUCCGAGACAAGAGGGACCGGACGCCUUUACAAUUGGCCGUAGCCUUCGUUUUUCCCAACAAGAGCUUUUACGUUGAGAGAUUCGGGCCGAUAAGUGAGAUGCACGAACGUAAUUGGCUUUGGUUUAAAGUAACAGUAGCGUCUAAAAUUUUGGCCAUCGUUGAAUAUCUCGAGAAAAGAGAAUACGAAUUUGAUCGUAGCGAAGCCGUGAAUAUCAUGAGUUGGUUCGCCGAGUACGAACUGUUUGAAAAGUCGACGGAUCUUGAAGAAAAUUGGUACGACGACGAAGAAUUCGUGAGCGAAUCGAAAGAGAUAAUGGUGAUUCCUAGUCUGUCGCUUCACGACCUUAUCCGAUUGAGACCGGAAGAGGCGGCAAAACAACUAAAAUAUCAGGACUAUGGCACGUUAGCGCACUGGAUGAAAUUGUCGGGUCGUCCCCAAAGUCACGAGGAUGUUUGUGCUCGGCAUCUGUGCGAAAAACUGUCGAGAGGAUUUUUCUGGCCGUGGGCACUCGAUGCUUUCUAUGAAUUGCAACACUACAAGCUGCCGGUUAUCUGCUGUAACAUGAUCAUUUCGAAGCUAAAGAACGAGGAUUUAUAUAACAUUUGUUUGGCAGCCCAUACGAUAGGGAAAAACUCGUGA